AUGGAUAUUCCGCAAGAAAUUGAUGAUUACUUACGGGAAUCGAUAGAGUAUUCACUCUGCCUUCUGGUAUCUACACGUACACUGGAACUAAAGCUUCGAUCGUCAGAAGAAGCGCAGAGACAUAUUUGUGACCAAUGCUUCUACCUGAAAUCGAAAUUGAUGGAGAAAGAUAAAACUAUCGACGGUGCUAGGGUUGAAUCAAGCAUGAAUGCACAAGCUGUAAAGAAGUUUAUAGAAGAGAAUCAGAAAUUGGCCUUGGAGUAUGGUAACUUGUUGACUCAGUGUAUAAAAUGGGAAAAAGAAUGUUCAUUGUAUGAUCAAGAUGUUGAAGCUUUAAUGGAGUUUGGAAAUGAGGCUGAAGAAAGGGAAAAACAGGCAGAGUUGCGUGUUCAUUGUUUGGAGGACAAAUUAAGCAAGUUAUCAGAAGAACUGUAAUUUUAUAAGCAUCAAUUUGAGGCACAAAAGGUAAUUCUUAAUUUCUUUCAAAUCUACAUUGCUAUGAAUCAAUGGGGAAAAUUUCAUUCCAUUGUUUAUUAUAUUAUGUUUUCUUUUGUUAUGUCACUCUUGAUAAUAAUCAUAAACGUGUUAAUUAAUGAAAGGUUGACAAAGUAACAUGUCACACCCCCGAACCGGAACGACGGAAACGUCCGGGGGUGGAGGACGUCAUUGUAGAGUAUCAUAACAAUUGUAUAUAAAUGAAACAUAGCAACGC
Messenger RNA from Lactuca virosa, 712 nucleotides. NCBI's taxonomy places the organism in Eukaryota, Viridiplantae, Streptophyta, Magnoliopsida, Asterales, Asteraceae. The record is from the annotation of a GenBank genome assembly.